AUGCAAAUUAAAGUACCACAGACAACCUGGGCCUACCUGACAGGUUUUUUAAUUGCUGUUGCUUAUCUUGUGGUUUUGGAUGCUCAAUUAAUUCAAGGAAGUGAAUCAACAUUUGUAAAUUGGAUCCCAACAAUAAUUUGCGCUAUUGGGUUUAUACUGGUGAAUGUUGUUCCAAAAGAUAAUUUAUUUUUGGAUUCCGAUCAUGAACAUGAUGUCAAAGUAGUUUACUUUGCUAGGGCAUGGUUAUUCUUUGGAUUAUUUAUUGUUUUUGGAGGUGUUAUUAGUGGAUCAGUUAUUAUGAUUGUUGAUCUUGUUGACGUCAAUAAGAAAAUGGCUUGGUGUGCAGUUGCUCCAUUCUUACAUUCCUUGUUUGCUUGUAUUGCAACCUUUAUCUUUUUCGUUGGAAGAGUUUUCGGAAAGAAGCUGCGUUGUGGUGAAUCAGAUGAAGAUUUUUCAUAUUAA
Molecule: messenger RNA, 462 nt
Organism: Naegleria gruberi
Lineage: Eukaryota; Heterolobosea; Eutetramitea; Acrasida; Naegleriidae
Exons: 1
Coding region: 1-462 (153 amino acids)
Biological process (GO): late endosome to vacuole transport via multivesicular body sorting pathway; protein targeting to vacuole
Source: RefSeq, a predicted model, not a curated record